AUGCGGCGGGGCUUCACGCUUGUCGCGCUGAUCGGCUUCGCUGCGGUCUCUCCGGUCUUUCCCCAACAGGUGAGGUGGAAGAGCUCCUCACCGGCCGAGGAGUUGCAACGCAGAGUGGGGCAGCUCGUCGGCAGGGGCCAUGUUGAGGAGGUUGCACAAGAAAUUCGUCUCGGCCUGGGGCAAUCCGUCUUUUCGAUGAAGGCAUUUGCGAGUGCCCUGUUCCUCUGCGAGCAAAGUCAUAGGGAGAAUGUAGGCAUUGAACUGGUGCGAAGCGUGCAGGCGUCGAAGCUCGUAGAGGCGUGGACGGACGAGAGCGUCCUUGCCGUUAUACUUCGUCUUCAGUGCUCUGUGGGCGACGUUCCCGCGGCGACACAUAUGUUUUCAUACAUGGCUGCUAAAGGUCUCCUGCGUCUUCGUAGUGUUUCGGUGUUUUUGACCUUCUGGUGUGGGCGUGGGGACCGUCGCAUGGCGUUCGCCGUGUAUGAGGAGGCGUUGAGACAGGGCAUCGAGCUGCGUGCGGCGGACUACGUUACACUGGGCCGACUCUGCGUGGCCGUUGGCGAGCCGGUGUCUACACUGCAUUUUAUGCUGCGAGAGAUGCAGGAGCAUGUCUUGGACGUGCCGGCGGCUAUGGUGACGGAUGUGCUUCAGCCGUGGGCCCAAGCAGCGGGGCUUCGCAUUGCCGAGGUUCACUUCCCACACGACGACGCCGCCCGGGAGCCUGGCACGUGCUCCUGCUGCGGGAAUGUGCUCAGGGGGCACCGCUUCACUGCCGCCCAAAAGACAGGGCUCCUGAAUGAUGUGAUGAAAGUUGCGGCGAUGGCUCCACGGGGCAAUCCCACACGCGUCAGGGUUGCCUUUGAGGCGUGGAGGCGGUACGUCUCGGCCCACGGGCAACAUAUCGAUGUGCUGAUCGAUGGGGCUAACUUGGGGUAUUACGGUCUGAGCAGCUGGUACGAAGAGGCGAAGCGGGCACUCCUGCUGAAGCGUGGCAGGAAAUCAGAGGAAAUCAUGCCGAAGGAUGUGAUGUGGACAAAGCAGCGUGCUGUGGACGUCACCGUCAACUUUCAGCUUAUCGAUCUCGCGGUGCAGGAGGCACGACGUCGCGGGAUGCAGCCGUUGAUCCUCCUGCACGAGCGACAUUGUGAGUCGAAGAACUUGACGGCAGAAAACGAGGUGAUCGUGGCGUAUUGGCGUCGUGUGGGUAUCCUCUACUGCACCCCAAGUGGCCUCAACGACGAUCUCUGCUGGCUUUAUGCGGCUUUGGAGCUCACGACGCCAACCGACACCGCUGCCGCUGGGAGUCCGGAAAAGACGGUCUGGGUGUUAACAAACGACCUCAUGCGGGACCACCACUUUAGGCUUCUCAGCCCUCGUUUCUUCGCCCGCUGGCGGGAUCGACAUCGCAUCGCUUUUAAGUGCUCUCGCGAGGAUGGCCGCACGCUUCUGCACUGGGAAAUGCCUGAGCCCUAUGCGCGGUGCAUACAAGAGCUGAGGCCCCUCGCGUGGCACAUCCCCGUCGGCAAUGAAGAGGAGACGACAUUGUGCACCGAGACGAAGCCGGGCGCGAGGGAGGAGGGGCGCAGGCAGGGCAGUUGCCAGGCGGAGCAAGCGGAGGAAAAGUAUGCGGAGGAUGACGUAACGGGUCUGCCUUUGUCCCCACGCCGCUGGGUUUGUAUGAGUUAA
Trypanosoma conorhini is the source of this 1686-nucleotide messenger RNA. RefSeq lists its product as uncharacterized. The transcript has a single exon. Lineage: Eukaryota; Euglenozoa; Kinetoplastea; Trypanosomatida; Trypanosomatidae. The coding region runs from base 1 to 1686 and encodes 561 amino acids. Gene Ontology annotation, biological process: tRNA 5'-leader removal. Gene Ontology annotation, molecular function: ribonuclease P activity; protein binding. The record is from RefSeq and is a predicted model, not a curated record.